Messenger RNA from Erythranthe guttata (spotted monkey flower), 5349 nucleotides. The record is from RefSeq and is a predicted model, not a curated record. Lineage: Eukaryota; Viridiplantae; Streptophyta; Magnoliopsida; Lamiales; Phrymaceae.
AUCGACAUCCGACUCUUUCGAGUCCACUUUUACUACUUGUUUGCGAUACGUGCACUUGCGUGUUAGGUAUUUUGCCCAACAAUAUACAUAAGAGAUGAGGGACUAAAAUGAUGCAUUCUAGCAAUGAGGGACUAAAAUGAUGCAUUUUAGAAAGGGUUAAUAGCAUUUUGCCCCCCAGACUUUGAUGUGUUUUGCACAUCACCACCUAGACUAAAAAAAGUUGCACGAUGCCCCCCCAAACUCUAUUAUUUAGAGCACCCAUCACAUUCUUCACCUGAAAUGCGAGUGUGCCAAUCAGACGUGAAUUUUCAGGGGCAAAAUUGUCAAACCAACUAAUUUUAUUGUAUCCAUCUCCCCGUCAUCAUCUUCUUCAUCACCUUUCACUAACCCAUUUCUGUUGGAAGUUGAUAAGCUAGAUUCAUUUCAAGGUAUUGAAGACUCUAGAAUUUUCUAGAGAAUGAAUGUGGACAAUGCAUGAAUGUGUCUCUUGGUUUGAUUCAUGUAUUUAAUUAUCGUAUUUAAUUAGGGAGUUAUAAUCUUAUUUAUUGUUGGGUUCAUGUAUUAUGUCUAGAUACAUGCUAGGAAAAUAGUAUAAAUAGCUAUGUAGUUUUUCAUUUGUAAGUGUGUCAAAAACAAGAAGAAGUCUAGUGAGAAAAAGAGAGUCUUGAGUGAGUUUUUUGUAAUAGGGUCGAUUGAGUGAGAAAUAUAAUAUAAGUGUGUGUUUUAUCUCCUCUCCACUACUCCUCCUCUCUACUUUGAUUUUAUUCCGCUGCGUGUUUAUCACUCUAUAUAUUUAAAUCGAUCCAACAAAGUGGCAUCAGAGCCACGUUUUAGAGAAGAGAAAACGAUGGCAAACUCAAGUGCAUCUUUCCCAUUCCAAAAGCUCGCGAAAGAAAACUAUGAUCGGUGGAGCAUUCAAAUGAAGACUUUUCUUGGUGGACAAGACGUUUGGGAAGCCGUUGAAGAAGAAUAUGUAGAACCGGAGAAUUUGGCUUCGGCAAGCCAAGCCCAAAAGAAGACCGCAAAAGAAGCAAUGGUGAAAGAUCAAAGGGCUCUUUCCAUCAUCCAACUCGCCGUAGAUGAUAGUAACUUUGAGAAAAUUUCUCAAGCUACUACGGCGAAACAAGCGUGCGACAUUCUUAGCGAUGCUUUCAAAGGCGUCGAUAAGGUGAAGAAGGUACGACUCCAAUCACUUCGUGGAGAAUUCGAGUCGUUGAAGAUGAAAGACUCCGAAGAAGUUUCCGACUACGUCUCAAGGGUGGUUUUGAUCGUUAACCAACUUGAGAGAAAUGGUGAGAAAAUGGAAGAACAAAGGGUCGUCGAGAAGAUACUUCGAUCCCUUACUGAGAAGUUCGACUACAUCGUCGUGGUAAUCGAAGAGUCUAACGACGUUGAUAGUCUUAAGGUGAACGAGAUAUUGGGCAAAUUGCAAGUCAUGAAGAGAAGAUCAAAAGGCGAAACAAAGGGCCCGAAGUAGAGCAAGCCCUUCAAGCAAAGACGAACCACUCCGACCAACCGAAAUAAGAUGGAGCUCGUUUUCGAGGUAGAGGUAGAGGCCGUGGUCGAGGACGCGGUCGUGGUCGUGGUAGAGGUCGUGAAGGACAAGUCUCUCACAACAAUGUCGAGACUAAACAUGAGAAUCGACCAACAAGAAGUCGUGGAAGAGGUGGCUUCAAUCGACGUCAAGACAAGAAGGAUGUCGAGUGUUACAAUUGUCACCAAUAUGGACACUUUGCAUGGGAGUGUCGAAAUGAGUCAAGUGAGGAAAAGACUCAUUAUGCCGAAGAAGCGAAGAACGAAGUUGAAGGCUUAUCCCUAAUGGCGUGCAAAACAACGACGGAGGAGAAAGAUAGCUUGUGGUAUCUUGAUUCGGGUGCGAGCUGUUAGGAUAGUAGACUAAAAGCCUAGCUUUUAUCUAUGUAAACAAUUUCCUUUUAAAUUAAUAAAACUUUAUUUUAUUUUUCGAGAAUUGCAUAUUGGAUAUUAAUUGCAUUUUAAUUAGCUUGUUGAUUAUUCAAUAUAUUUUAAUGCAUGGUCCUUAUAUUUCAAUAGUACUCGAAUUGGUGUCCUGACUUAGAUGUAGGGCACAGAAGAUCUUUUCGAGAGUUCUUUUGAAAUAUUAAGAUAUAAUGUUCACAAUCUUUAAUGGAAUUGGACAAACCAUUAGAAAAGAUUGUAGUGCAAUAUUUAAGUAAUUUAUCUUAAUUACGGUAAACGGAUAAUAACUUUAGUAGUUAUUGUUUUGACUUAUUGCACUAGCACACCCGGCAUGUGUUGAACAUGAAGAAGUGAAAUGAUCGUCUCGUAGAUGUUAAAUCGAGAUAAUAUCAUUUCUAGGGUUUUCAGAAUAUUAUUUGUUUCUCUCAAUCCCUAGAUAAUUAAUGUACAUAUUUAGUUGAUUGUCUCCACUUUGAUAUUCCAAUGGGAGAGACUCCUUUUUGUGAGUCAAGCGAUUCCCGGAUCAUUGGGUGGAGAGACUCCUUUUUGGGAGAGUGCAUUGCGAAGAAGGAUGUUUAAGUGAAGUUCGUGAAAUCGGAAGAUCAAAUUGCCGAUAUCUUCACGAAGCCCCUCAAGAGAGAGUUGUUCGAAAAGUUAAGGAGUCAACUUGGAAUGCGAGAAUCAAGCUUAGGGGGGCGUGUUGGAAGUUGAUAAGCUAGAUUCAUUUCAAGGUAUUGAAGACUCUAGAAUUUUCUAGAGAAUGAAUGUGGACAAUGAAUGUGUCUCUUGGUUUGAUUCAUGUAUUUAAUUAUCGUCUUUAAUUAGGAAGUUAUAAUCUUAUUUAUUGUUGGUUCAUGUAUUAUGUCUAGAUACAUGCUAGGAAAAUAGUAUAAAUAGCUAUGUAGUUUUUCAUUUGUAAGUGUGUCAAAAACAAGAAGAAGUCUAGUGAGAAAAAAAAGAGUCUUGAGUGAGUUUUUUGUAAUAGUGUCGAUUGAGUGAGAAAUAUAAUAUAAGUGUGUGUUUUAUCUCCUCUCCAGUCUCCACUACUCCUCCUCUCUACUUUGAUUUUAUUCCGCUGCGUGUUUAUCACUCUAUAUAUUUAAAUCGAUCCAACAAUUUCCUCCAAAUUGUAUCUCCCAAUUGUCUAGAUGAAUCUCACUCUCCCGCCUCUUACUUUACAGACGCACACAACACACAGUAAUUUACAGAACUUUCUUUUGGUAAGAACGAGCCUACUCAGACCCAUUACAAGAUGCUCGUUAACAAAAUCCUCCAACAAUGUUCUUCUUCCCCACCCACUGAACAAAAAGUCAAAAUCCUGCCCAUCCUUUCCUCAAAACCCCAUGUAGUACACAUCAACAUCAUCAGAUUUUCUUGUCAAUUUCCUCAGUAAAACACCCGUAAUUUCCCCCCAUUUCCAGUACCAUCUGCAAUUCUCACUUAACAGCACAAGGAAAAAGAAGACAAUCCCAAAAGUCUUUUCUCCUACAUUCAAUUUAUUAUUAUUUUUUUUUAUAACCACAUUCGUUGAACAUUGCUCGACAAAUGCCGUCGGGAAAAAUUGUCAGAUGCGUUGGCCAAAUGUGUCGGAAGUGGGUUUGGAUAUUUUGGUGAUAUACAUGUUAAUAAAAUUGGUGCUCUGUUGGUGGGGCGGUGGUCUGACGAUGAAAAUGUUGGUGAACUGAUAAAAUUAGUUAAUCAAAUGGUGAAGAAUAUGAUGAUGUGGCAGACCAUGAUUGGUGGAUAAGAUAAAUAAGUGAAUUGACAAUUUUACCCCUGAAAAACACGUGUGAUUGGCACACUCGCAUUUCAGGUGGAGUUUUGGUCGGAAAUGUUCGUCGGUGCUCCAAAGUCCAAAUAAUAGAGUUUAGGAGGCAUUGUGCAACUUUUUUUAGUUUAGGAAGUGAUGUGCAAAACGCGUCAAAGUUCGGGAGGCAAAAUGUUAUUAACCCUUUUAAAAAUGAGAGACUAGAGUGGAAUUGACUAGCAAAGAGAUUUGGCCUAUAUAAAUAUAUAAUCUGCCCGCACUAAAACAUAACACAGAAACCCUAGCUCAAAGAUCUGCCCCCUCGUUUUGGAAAAUUCCGGCCGAAACUUCAUAGGGCCUCUUUUUAUUUUAAGGUACCGUAUUUCUCCAUGCUCCUUUUUUAAUUGUUUGAUAUUGGUGUGCCAUUCAUUUAGGUCAGAUAUAUUUCUGUUCUUCGCCCAUUUUACGUAUAUUGGCUUCAGUUCGAGUAAUGCGACUCUCGGGUUUAUUGAAGCUUGUGUUUAAUUUAGGGUUUAUGUUGGAAAAAUUUGGGUCUUUAGUGGGAGUUUUGCUAAAGAUCUAGACUUGAGAUCUAGACUUGAGAUGAUUAUAAAGAUCUAGACUUGCCGCCACAAUGAUACGAAUUAGAAGCUAUUGUUUUUCUGCGGUGCUGGUCAAUUGUAAUAGGAUUUGAGUUUCGCCGUGGUUUUGGCUUUAUGAUUGCUUCCUUUGUUGUUAGAGUUUGAAAUGAUAUCAGUUUCAUUCUAAUUUGAGAAAAUGCCUGCUGACUCCUUAAUUUCAGAUAUUUGAAAAAAAAAAUGUUUUCUUUUAAAACAGAAUUGGAUGCUUGUAAGAUUGUUUACAUUGUUGAACCCGGAAACAAAAUUAGUCUCUGCAGAUAGCAUUCUAAAAGCCUCUCAUUAUUUGAAAUAACAAGCAGAUCACCAGUGCUGUAUUUGUUGGUAUUCUGUGGAUGUUGAUGCAUUCAUUUUGACUAUUUCAUAUCUAGAAAUGCUAUUGUAUGUUUUGGUUGUUUUCUAAUUUCUUUAACUUAUACGCAGACCACUCGGGUGCAGACAUGAUUGAUCGUUUUAUCCACAAUAGGAUGUUCAGGGAUUAUAAUGAAGCAAAUAAGGUGAGGUUGAACGGGAAGUAUAUUGAGCUUCAAUUAACUCGGAGGUUUAUGGCAGAGGUGGUUAUGUUGCCUAGUCCGCUUGUUAAGUGCAUUUUGGAGAAAAAUAUGGAGGAGAAGAUGCGUGUCGGUGAAAUUAAAGAAGGUGAUUCGGUUACUGUUGACCUUGGUUCUGAUGGGAAGAUAUUGGUUCUUGACAGUAGAAGCGGUACUCUGGCGGAAGAGGCUGAGGAAGGUAGCAGUGGUGCUCCGGCAGAAGAGGCUCCGGCAGAAGAGGCUGAGGAACCAGUUAUUGUCUAGAUGUGGGCCCCAUUGUCCUUUUUCCUGUGGUGUUUAUUUAUUAUUAUUUUUUUAUCGUUCUGGCUAUGUUGAGGUGACUGUGUAGAGCCAGUGCAACGAGAAUGAUUUAGAGUGCUCUUUAACUUCAGAAUCGUUCUGGCUGUGUUGAGCUGACCUCCCAAUUGUUAUAGUAGACUAAAACUUUCCUAUGUAAACAAUUUAUUUUUAAUAAAAGUUUAUUCGUUCGAGAAUU